Messenger RNA from Coregonus clupeaformis (lake whitefish), 2496 nucleotides. RefSeq names its product transmembrane channel-like protein 6. Lineage: Eukaryota; Metazoa; Chordata; Actinopteri; Salmoniformes; Salmonidae. Gene Ontology annotation, cellular component: plasma membrane. The annotation marks the transcript as partial. The record is from RefSeq and is a predicted model, not a curated record. Gene Ontology annotation, molecular function: mechanosensitive monoatomic ion channel activity. The transcript is spliced from 14 exons.
ACAGUUAGACCCCCUUAUAGAGGAACGCUGGUCCUCCGCCACCCUCAGAGUCCUCUCCUCCAUGCCCAGCCGCACCAUCGGUCGCAGUCGAGGUGCUAUCAUCUCUCAGUACUGUAACAAGACCAUGAAGUUGAGGAGACGCAGACAGAGCAGACCUUCCAUAAAAGACUUUUCCCGCUCCGCACGACCCAGUAUCCGUGGUUACGGCGUGGAGACGGGAGGCGUGGAGACCGAAGGCGUGGAAGGGGAGGGGCGUAAGCGUGACCACCUGGUCAACAACCUUCAGAACCUCUCUCUGAGUGACCGGGUCAGGAUGCUGCGAGCCAUGCCUCUGUCUGUGGCUGAGAAGAGUGAACUAAGGAGGUUGGCUGAUAGGAAGGGUCUACGCUCCAAACACAGUCAGAUCCCCUGCUGUAGCCAGCUGAAGUAUAACAUCAUCAACGUAAGUCACACAGACAAACACAGUCAGAUCCCCUGCUGUAGCCAGCUGAAGUAUAACAUCAUCAACGUAAGUCACACAGACAAACACAGUCAGAUCCCCUGCUGUAGCCAGCUGAAGUAUAACAUCAUCAACGUAAGUCACACAGACAAACACAGUCAGAUCCCCUGCUGUAGCCAGCUGAAGUAUAACAUCAUCAACGUAAGUCACACAGACAAACACAGUCAGAUCCCCUGCUGUAGCCAGCUGAAGUAUAACAUCAUCAACGUAAGUCACACAGACAAACACAGUCAGAUCCCCUGCUGUAGCCAGCUGAAGUAUAACAUCAUCAACGUAAGUCACACAGACAAACACAGUCAGAUCCCCUGCUGUAGCCAGCUGAAGUAUAACAUCAUCAACGUAAGUCACACAGACAAACACAGUCAGAUCCCCUGCUGUAGCCAGCUGAAGUAUAACAUCAUCAACGUAAGUCACACAGACAAACACAGUCAGAUCCCCUGCUGUAGCCAGCUGAAGUAUAACAUCAUCAACGUAAGUCACACAGACAAACACAGUCAGAUCCCCUGCUGUAGCCAGCUGAAGUAUAACAUCAUCAACGUAAGUCACACAGACAAACACAGUCAGAUCCCCUGCUGUAGCCAGCUGAAGUAUAACAUCAUCAACGUAAGUCACACAGACAAACACAGUCAGAUCCCCUGCUGUAGCCAGCUGAAGUAUAACAUCAUCAACGUAAGUCACACAGACAAACACAGUCAGAUCCCCUGCUGUAGCCAGCUGAAGUAUAACAUCAUCAACGCUCUGAGACAUAGCUGGUACAGCUGUCUGUCCUUCCUCCACUCCCUACAACUGUGGCAGGUGGCGCUGAAGAGGGUGAGCGGUCGUUUCGGCACCGGCGUCCUCUCCUACUUCCUGUUCGUCAAGACCCUCCUCUUCUUCAACAUCUUCCUGUUCCUGGUCACGGUUUUGUUCCUGGCCCUGCCCCAGGCAGUACACCCCCCCAGGUUAACCCAGGGACACGUAGCCUUCUCUGGGCUGGAGCUGCUCACUGGAGGGGGUUAUUUCUCAGACUCAGUGAUGUACUAUGGUUACUAUAGUAACUCUACCCUGUAUAAGAACUGUAGUAUCAGUAGUAGCGGUAUGGACCAGCAGCCCAGUCACUCUCCAUCUAAAAGGACAAUGGAAACAGACUGUGGAGUGAAGCUGUCCUACAACAUGCCCCUGGCGUACUUCUUCACCAUAGGAGGGGCUUUCUUCAUCACCUGCAUCAUCCUCGUCUACAGCAUGUCCAAGUCGUUUGGUCAGAGUUUCCGUAUAGACAAGUCUCAUGGUAUCCUGGCGAUGAAGGUGUUCACUUCCUGGGACUUUAAAGUCAUCAAGAAGACCUCCGUCAAACUCCGCUCUGAAAACAUCUGCACUCAACUCAAGGAGUUGUUGGAGGAGACUAAUCGGAAGCAUGUCCAGAAGACAGUGUGUCAGAGAAUAGGACGUGUGACAGUACAUGGUCUGGCAUGGUUCAUCUGUAUAGGCAGUACUGUGGCCUGUGUUCUAGCUCUGUACUACUUCUCUGAGUACAUGCACAAGGACCUCCAGUACAGAUCUCGUAUUCCCACUAAGGACCCUCUCCUGAAGGAAGCCAGUCUGUUAGCCCUGCCAGUCGUAGUGUCUCUCAUCAACCUCCUGCUCCCUGGCCUCUUCAACGCUACUGCCUGGAUGGAGGAGUACGACUCGCCCAGCGUACACACAUACGUCUCCAUCAGCAGGAACCUGAUGUUGAAAGUGAGCGUGCUCGUAGUGCUGUGCUUCCAUUGGCUGGGCCGGAUCGCUUCUGACCCCAACAGCAUCGGCCUGCAGUGCUGGGAGAGUUUUGUAGGACAGGAGCUGUACCGCUUCCUCCUCAUGGAUUUCAUCUUUACCAUACUGGACACCUUCUUUGGAGAGUUCCUCUGGAGGUUGUUUUCUCAGAGGGUGUUGAAGAGGAAAAGGAAGCCUGUGUUUGACAUCGCCAGGAACGUGUUGGAACUCAUCUACGGACAGACACUGGCCUGGUUGGGGGUGUU